This is a messenger RNA of Gekko japonicus, 2778 nucleotides long. RefSeq names its product optineurin (gene OPTN). Gene Ontology annotation, cellular component: Golgi apparatus; nucleus; cytoplasm. The transcript is spliced from 14 exons. The record is from RefSeq and is a predicted model, not a curated record. Lineage: Eukaryota; Metazoa; Chordata; Lepidosauria; Squamata; Gekkonidae. Gene Ontology annotation, biological process: protein localization to Golgi apparatus; Golgi ribbon formation; regulation of canonical NF-kappaB signal transduction. Bases 140 to 1843 code for a protein of 567 amino acids. Gene Ontology annotation, molecular function: K63-linked polyubiquitin modification-dependent protein binding.
CGGGGCAAGGCGAGGGAGAGCGGCGGCGAAUACAACAGAAGCUUCAGGGCGGGCCGGGUGCCUUGGAGGCGAAAAAGUAAUUUUGCUCGGCCUUGCCCAGGAAACAUUCGCGACGCGUUGUGGCUCCGAAAUCAUCUCAAUGUCCAAGAAGAUGAUCAGCUGCCCUACAGAAACCAAGCAGUGCAACCAGACUGAGGUGGAAAAUGGACACCCCACUCUCUUGCCUCCUACUUGUGGCACAAACUCGGUGGAGGAGAUGGUACAGCAGAUGAAAGAACUCAUCACUGAGAAUAAUGAGCUGAAAGAAGCUAUGAGGCAACGCAACCAAGCAAUGAAGGAUCGCUUUGAAGAACUUUCUGUGUGGAGGGAGAAACUGAAAGAAGAGCGUGGGUUUUAUGAAUCCAAAUUCAAGGAAGCUCGGCACUGUUUGGCAGCCAAAUGUGUUGAAAAUGAUAUGCUUAAAAAACAACUCCAAACUCUUGAAGAAAGGAAGGAAGGAUUCACAAAUGAAUACACAGUUUACCAGAAGGAGAUGGCCCAAGAACUGGAGCAGCUGAAGAUGCAAGUGACAAAGCUCCAGGCAGAGAAGGCUGAUCUGGUGGCCAUCAUUUCAGAGCUGCAGCUGAAGCUGAACAGCGCAACCACUGAAGACUCAUUUGUUGAGAUCAGGAUGCACGAAGGAGAAGUAAAUGGAUCUUUGAAAGAAAAUCCAGAGCUGAAGGGCAAGAAGAAGGGGGACUCGGCUACCUGUGUUAAAAGCAGGUCUGCAGAUGAAACAAAAACCUAUUUGGAGUCUGAAGAAUUAACUGUCAGCCAGCUUCUUCAUUGCCUCAGGAAUGAAACUCAGGGGAGGGAAGCAUUGGAAAAGGAACUUCAGGAGCACAAGGACAGGCUGUUGAGGAUGGAGAAGAAAGCAGACAACCAUUUGGAAAGAGGCACUCAGACAGAACAAGAGGAGAAGAGUGAUGACACAGAAGGCAGAGCAGAGAGUGUGGACAAUGAAGUAGAAACUCUAAAUCUGCAAGUUUCUGCCUUGUUCAGAGAACUUCAGGAGACGCAUGCUAAGUUGAAAGAAGCUGAGCUGCUCCAGAAGAAGCUACAAGAAAAAUGCCAGGUGGUUGAAAGGAAACACUGCACCAGCAUAGGAGAUCUGGAUGAAAAGCAGCAGCUGCUGUAUACCAUUAAGAAGCUGGAACUUCAGGUGGAGAGCAUGCAGUCAGAGAUCAAGCUGGAACAGGUCAAAACCAAUGAAGAGAAAGUCAAGUUUAAUAAGUUGCAGGAGGCAUACAGCAAGCUCCUUUCGGAGCUGACCAGUGCCUUGAAAACAGCUGAAGACCUGAAAGCCAAGGAGGCCGAGAGGGUGGACAAGGCUGUGGCUGAGGAACUGACGCACAGGCUGGAGCUUGCUGAGAAAGCGCUGGCUACCAAACAGCUCCAGAUAGAUGAAAUGAAGCAGGCCAUUGCCAAGCAGGAGGAAGAACUGGAGACAGUGGCAGUCCUCCGGGCUCAGAUGGAGCUGUAUUGUUCUGAUUUCCAUGCUGAAAGAGCAGCACGGGAAAAGAUCCAUGAGGAAAAAGAACAGUUAACUGUGCAGUUAGCCUACUUGCUGGCUGAGAAACAUGACCGUGAAGAUCACAGCAGGAACUCCUUGGCAGAAUUGCAGACUCGCCAUAGGGCUAGAAUUCUCUCAGGUCAAGACAACAUAGCUAAUUUUAACCAAGAAGAAACAGAAGAACAGGUCUGGCAGCAGAGGAAUAUCCCAAUACAUUCUUGCCCCAAAUGUGGAGUGAUUCUUCCUGAUAUAGACACGCUUCAGAUACAUGUUAUGGACUGCAUCAUCUAAGCUCUGUCCUCAAAAUGCGUAUAAGCAAGAACUGCACUUUAUCAGCAAACAUAUAUCCAACAGCAACAGCCUUCAAAUAGAGAGAGCAUAGUCUUUGAAAACUAAUCUGCACAUUUUCCUAUUGAUUUCAAGAGGAUAUGUUCAUCCCUUUUUAAUUUUUCAAUAUUUGUACCAAUCAUUUAGCUUGGGGGGGAAGAAUUAUUCUCGUUGAAAGCUGUGAUCACGUCUCUCUUCAACAAGCUGGGAUUUUAAUUCAUUAGAGCUAAAGAACCUGGCACUGUAAUGACUAUUUGAACUACAGAGGACAAAAGAAAAUUCGUUCUAGUGAAUUCAUUAAGAGCUGAACGUAUGUAUGUGCCCAUACAUGAUUGUGCAUCUGUGCAGUCUGAUAUAUGCCCACAUAGGUACAGCAGCCUGUGUCCCUAUGUGCUUGUCUCAGGUGCGUCCUAUGCAUCUGCUUGAGUUUCUAUGCCCACGUGUUGAGGCAUGAGCAUGUGUUCGUGUACAGGUUUGCACUUAAGCCAGUAAAUUAGUGAAAGACGUUUUGGUGGUCGGUUCAGUCAGGAAGAGAAAUUUUUGAGCUCAGGUGUCCUAAGAUCCUGUACUGGAGGCUGUGGCUCACUGGUAGUAUGUCAUUGUCACAUUCUUGAACAUGGUGUUGGCCUCCUUCAGCUGCUGUGUGUGCCCUGCGCUCUCCAAGAUGGUGCAAACGGCUGCCUGAGUCUUGGUCUUGUUAAGUAAGUGUGGAAUUGAAAAGGAUGUGGACAAGAAAUGUCAAGGAGCCAAACUGAGUUCUGAUUUCACUUGUCAGUUCAACUCAUUUCUAAUCGGGGAAUUAAUACUAUAUAUUUGAGACUCCUUUUAUAGCAUACUAUACUUACUGAAUACUUGAAACAAAAUCUUAUUCUCUCUUUUUUUACAAGGAUACCUUAGUA